Paramecium tetraurelia is the source of this 1164-nucleotide messenger RNA. RefSeq lists its product as uncharacterized. The transcript is spliced from 3 exons. Gene Ontology annotation, cellular component: histone acetyltransferase complex. Lineage: Eukaryota; Ciliophora; Oligohymenophorea; Peniculida; Parameciidae. The record is from RefSeq and is a predicted model, not a curated record. Gene Ontology annotation, biological process: chromatin remodeling; positive regulation of transcription by RNA polymerase II. Gene Ontology annotation, molecular function: protein binding; histone H3 acetyltransferase activity.
AUGUCUCAAUAAUUUGUGGGAAUAAAUGGAGAAUAGACUGGUCUUGGAUUUACCAACCGAGAUUAAGGAGCCAAGGUUGAAGAAGAUCAAGGUUUGAUUGACUUCAAAAUUAUAACAAAUAAUGGUAAUCACGAGAGAAUGAAGAUGUUAAUUGACUUGAAAAAUAUAUUCGCUCGCCAACUUCCUAAAAUGCCGAAGGAAUAUAUUGUUAGACUUGUAUUUGAUAGAAAUCAUGAAUCAAUGUGCAUUGUUAAAGAUGAUACAAAAGUGAUAGGAGGAAUCUGUUACAGAAAGUAUCCCACUUAAAGAUUUGCUGAAAUAGCAUUUCUGGCAAUUACAGCCAACUUGUAAGUCAAAGGAUAUGGAACAAGAUUGAUGAACAAAUUCAAAGAACAUAUACAAAAAUAGGAUGUCGAAUAUUUGCUGACUUAUGCAGACAAUUAUGCAAUUGGAUAUUUCAGAAAACAGGGAUUCUAUUAGGAAAUAAAGAUGCAUCCAGACAGAUGGAAAGGAUUCAUCAAGGAUUAUGAUGGAGGAACGUUGAUGGAAUGUUAUGUGCAUCCUAGUAUUGAUUAUGGAAACAUUAGUGAUCUGAUUAGAGAAUAAAAGUAGCUCAUGAUAGACAUGAUCAAGAAAUUAACAUUGAAUGAUCGAGUAUAUCCUGGCAUUGAGAAGCAGAACUACAAAAUGGAAACUUCCAAUGGAGAUAGACCUGCAGUCAAACCAGAAAGUGUUUAAGGCAUUAUGGAGAGUGGUUGGACAAUUGAGGAUUACAAUGAAUUGAAAAAGUAAAAGGAAAAGACUUUUAUGAUCUCAUGCUAGUAGAUCAUAGACACCAUGAGAAAACAUAAAUCUGCCUGGCCUUUCCUUGAACCUGUCAAUAAGGAUGAUGUCCCUGAUUAUUAUGAUGUGAUUACUGAUCCAAUUGAUAUUAAGACUAUUGAAAAGAAAUUACAGAACAAUUAGUAUACUUCCAAAGACCUCUUUAUCAAGGAUGUAAAGAGGAUCUUCAUCAAUUGCAGAAAUUACAAUCAACCUGAUACGAUAUACUAUAAAUGUGCGAAUGAAUUGGAGAGAACCAUUGAUGAUUACCUCAAAAAGUUGAAAGAUGAAUCCCAAAUACCAGGUGUCAGCAAGAAGAUAAAGAAGACAAAUAAUAAAUGA